Molecule: messenger RNA, 3590 nt
Organism: Mustela lutreola (European mink)
Lineage: Eukaryota; Metazoa; Chordata; Mammalia; Carnivora; Mustelidae
Gene: EGR4
Product: early growth response 4
Exons: 2
Coding region: 68-1828 (586 amino acids)
Biological process (GO): regulation of transcription by RNA polymerase II
Molecular function (GO): RNA polymerase II cis-regulatory region sequence-specific DNA binding; DNA-binding transcription factor activity, RNA polymerase II-specific
Source: RefSeq, a predicted model, not a curated record
CCCGGCACACAUCCUGUGUCCAUGUUUGGGCAUUUACGUCACGGCGGCAGGGCCGGGGCCUCCCGAAAUGGCAGUGGCCCGGGUCGGAAGCCCGGAGCCAGCGCGGCCGCUGCUAUAUAAGUGGGGGGGCCGCGGAUCGGGGGAGCCCAGCUGCGCUUUGGAGAAGCGAGAAGCCGCCGCCCGAGGCAGGUCCCGGCGAGCAAAGGCGCCUCGGCCCCCCGUUCCCUUUCCCAAAGGUGAGCACCUGGAGCCAGGAGCCCGGGUGCUUGGGUCAGUGAGGCACAGGGCACCGCAACAGCUGGCCUCCCCGUCACCCGCGCGCAGCCAAGCCCAUCGGGCGAGGCCCCCGGCGCCCCGCAGCCGCCGCCGCGCCAUGCUUCACCUUAGCGAGUUUUCCGGCCCCGACGCGCUUCUGGUCAAGUCCACCGAGGGCUGUUGCGCGGAACCCAGCACUGAAUUGUCCCGGCUGCCCGGUAGGGACGCGCCGGCGACUGCCGGCUACCCCGGAGCAGGCGACUUCUUGAGCUGGGCUUUGAGCAGCUGCAGCGCCGGGGGGGACUUAGCCGAUUCCUGCUUCCUGGAGGGGCCUGCACCCACGCCCCCUCCUGGCCUCAGCUACAGCGGUAGCUUCUUCAUCCAAGCAGUACCCGAACACCCGCACGACCCGGAGGCACUCUUCAACCUCAUGUCGGGCAUCCUGGGUCUGGCACCUUUCCCCGGCCCUGAGGCGGCAGCAUCCCGGUCUCCGCUGGACGCCUCUUUUUCCGCAGGCCCCGACGCCUUGCUGCCGGGUCCCCCGGACCUUUACUCCCCGGAUCUGGGCGCUGCCGCCUUCCCAGAGGCGUUCUGGGAAGCCUCACCCUCGGCAGGCGCCCCCUCACAGUGCCUGUAUGAGCCUCAGCUCUCCCCGCCCGACGUCAAGCCAGGCCUCCGGGCGCCUCCGGCCUCCCCUGCGCUGGACACUGCCUCGGCCUUCAAAGGCCCCUACGCUCCCUGGGAGCUGCUCUCAGCUGGAGCCCCAGGGAGCUGUGGGUCACAGGGAGCCUACCAGGCCCCCUCCGACGCCCGUUUCCCUUCGAUGGGGGCCAAGAUUGAAGACCUGCUGUCCAUCAGCUGCCCGGCGGAGCUGCCAGCCGGUCCCGCCAACAGACUCUACCCCACGGGGUCUUACGACGCUUAUCCGCUGGCCGCAGGUGACUUAGGAGAGGUGGCCGAGGGCCUCCCGGGUCUCCUGACCCCUCCUAGUGGGGAUGGGGGGAGUAGCGGCGACGGUGGAGAGUUUCUGGCGGGUACUCAGGCUCAGGUUUCUCCCCUGGGCCUUCGCAGCACCGCGGCGGACUUCCCGAAACCUCUGGUGGCAGACAUCACUGGGAGCAGUGGCGUGGCCGAGCCUCCGGGGCCACCGCCGCCGGCCCCAUUCCCACCCACCAAGGCGCGGCGCAAGGGGCGCCGGGGCGGCAAGUGCAGCGCGCGCUGCUUCUGCCCGCGGCCUCACGCCAAGGCCUUUGCUUGCCCAGUGGAGAGCUGUGUGCGCAGCUUUGCGCGCUCCGACGAGCUCAACCGCCACCUGCGCAUCCACACCGGCCACAAGCCCUUCCAGUGCCGCAUCUGCCUCCGCAACUUCAGCCGAAGCGACCACCUUACCACCCACGUGCGCACUCACACGGGUGAGAAACCCUUUGCCUGCGACGUGUGCGGCCGCCGCUUCGCGCGCAGUGAUGAGAAGAAAAGGCACAGCAAGGUGCACCUCAAGCAGAAGGCGCGCGCGGAGGAGCGGCUCAAGGGCCUUGGCUUUUACUCUUUGGGCCUCUCUUUCGCCGCCCUGUGAGGGGGAAAUGGGUUUGUAGAUUGAGGCGCUGCCGCCCGGCACGAAAGAGGAGACCUGGCCCGACCCCCCACCCACCCCUUUUCCGGCACGUCCCGGGGCCGGGCUCUGGUCCCACUUCCAGUUCCCUUGAAGUGCCCGUCGUUCACGCCUCGUUCAGCACCAGCUCCGUGGACAGCUCCUGCGGUCCCCGGCGCUGACGCCCGCGUCCGCCGCUCUUUGAAGAAGUCCUCUCAGGCCACCCACUGAGUAGGCACUUCCAUGGGACUCAAGAUAGCCUUUUGUAACUAACUUGGCGCACGCCCCACGCCCCUCAUUAGAACCCCCAGAGUCAGGCUGGGGCAGCGCCGAGCCGGUCUCGCGCGGGAUUUUGUACAGCAAUGUCGUUUCCAGCAGCCAUUGGAUGUAACGUUUUGCUUUGGGGUUAUUUCCUUUUGUUGUUGUUAAUUUUUGUAAAGCAGACGCUACUCUCGAGCAGUUGACAAAACUGUUUAUUUUUGCAAUUAAAAUUAUUGUGCUAAAAGCUUACUGAAUCUGCCAUCUAAGCUCCUGACCCUUUCCCCCCAGUCACUCCCCCAGGAGAAUAUGUGCCAGAAGAGAAAGGAGAUAUUCAGCCAAAAGGAUCAUUACGCAGCUAUUGUCAGGCACUGUGGCACAUAGUAGGCAUUCAAUAAAUAUGUACUGAAUUAACAAAUGCAUUUAAUCACAACUGACCUAAGAGCUCAAAGUUUUUUCUGAAACUUGAGAGUGAUUGAGAUGUUGAGGUAACAUUUGGGGAUAUAUUAUCCUAAAUCUUCACAAUUCUAAAUGCAGCAACAUAUAUUCCAUUUCAAAGAUGAAGGAGCAAAGUAGGUAACUUGCUGGGUAACCUGGCUAGUAAGUGACGGGGUCAAACUCAGAUCUGUCUGGCUCCAAAGCCAGUAAUUUUUUUUUACCAACCCCAGAAUGGUGGCACCUCACCUUAAUAGUGCUGUUUGGAAAGGCUUCCUACCCACAAGUGAGAGAGAUUUGGGAACUAGAGGAGGCCCAGGCAGUAGCCAUGACAAUGGAGGACUGCAGUAUGGCAGAGCUGUCUGUGAACAACCGAAGUAUUAGGUAUCACAGAAGCUCCAGCCAGUGGCUGUGCAUCUGUAUGAGAAAAAGGGGCUGUCAGGGCCAAACGGGACUCAGCAUUCAGCCAGACCAUGGAUGGGCCGAGCCAAGCCACACGAGGUGCUUGCCAGAUUCUCACAGUCAUGUUAGUUGCUCCCAAACGAUCUUGUUUAGGUGGCAGCAGCCCCUCUACCAUCCAGCCAUGCACCUGCCAUAGUCGCUUUUCCCUAACUCUCCUUCCAGGUGAACCCUUCAUGGCUUGGGGUGGGAGGUGGGGAAGAUGGGGAAUGGUUUCAACUUGGUCCCCCUUUACUCCCUGAACCCCCAACUCAAAAGAUUUCUGGCCACCUUGAGCAGACUCUGGAAUAUUAGAAGUCUGCUGUUCACCCUCUCUCCUCCCCAGUAAUUCCUUUCUGCUAAGGAAAAGAUAGGGCCUGUCUGCAGGCUUCAUUCUUUUCUCCUUCAAGCUGAGCUGUUCUUGAGUUAAGAGUGCCUUACAGCCCUGUGAUGCCAGAUCAGUCUGGCUUCGGAUCCUUUGGCUUCUUUGUCCCUUCACUGUCAGACAUGCUCACCUUCCACCCCAGUGUUCAGUUGACCAGAGACAAAAUAAUCAAGUCAGAGAAUUCCAUCCAUUUCUCCCCUCAGGUGUUAAGUGCUUUCAUGUGACCCGAGU